This is a messenger RNA of Naumovozyma dairenensis CBS 421, 1704 nucleotides long. It is a transcript of the gene GLG1, whose product is annotated as glycogenin glucosyltransferase GLG1. Gene Ontology annotation, molecular function: glycosyltransferase activity. The transcript has a single exon. NCBI's taxonomy places the organism in Eukaryota, Fungi, Ascomycota, Saccharomycetes, Saccharomycetales, Saccharomycetaceae. The coding region runs from base 1 to 1704 and encodes 567 amino acids. Gene Ontology annotation, cellular component: cytoplasm. The record is from RefSeq and is a predicted model, not a curated record.
AUGACAACUAAAAACUUGGCAAUCGCAACAUUACUGUACUCUCCAGAUUAUUUGCCAGGUACUUUUACCCUGGGCCAUCAAUUAAACAAGCUACUAAAGGAAGCAGAUAAAGAGCAACAAAUUUCUACGUGUUUAUUAAUUACAAAGCCCUUAUUUCAGAAUGUGUUGAGUGACUUUGCAAGGGAAAUGUUAAGUUCUUUAUAUAAAGAAAUUAUUCAAAUUGAACCGCUAAGUGACAACGAUUCUAUCAUUGAAAGUAAUAAUGAGAAUUUAACAUUAUUGAAAAGACCAGAAUUAUCAUUUGCAUUAGUUAAGACAAGAUUGUGGGAACUUACACAGUUUGAUCAAGUACUAUACUUGGAUAGUGAUACUUUACCAUUAAAUGUUGACUUUCUAAACUUAUUCAGUGAGCUUUCGGAACAAACCAAAUAUCAAUUAGGUGCCUCUCCUGAUAUCGGCUGGCCAGAUAUGUUUAAUAGUGGUAUGAUGAUGUUGGUUCCGGAUUCUGAAACUGCCGUAGCUUUACAAAAAUUUGUCAUCGAUGAAGUUUCUAUCGAUGGGGCUGAUCAAGGUAUUUUAAAUCAAUUCUUCAAUGAAUACUGUCGGAAUCCAAAAGAAGAUUCUAUCACUGAUUCUUCACAAAGAGAGUGGAUUAAGCUAUCAUUUCUUUAUAAUGUUACUACACCAAAUCAUGGUUAUCAAUGCCCACCUGCUAUGAAACAUUUUGGCCCACAAAUAAAACUGAUCCAUUUCAUUGGUAAAAACAAACCUUGGAGAGGUGGUUUCAGAAAUCACUAUUCGAGUCGUUGGAUGGACACGUAUGAAGAAUUUCAAGGGGAACAUGAUGUCACCAAUCGUCUCUCUACAAUUAGGUUAAGUGAUGAUGAAAGAGCUUCUGAGCCACAACAAGAAAUCCAAGCAGAACAUCAAGAAUAUGAGAAACCGGUAGAAAGUGUAGACCAAAAUAUUAAAUUGGAAAACUAUGUUCAAGAAGAAUGUGUAGAACCUAGUACGAUUUCUCAGAAGGAACGAACCCAAGAAGACAACGAAGAGUCAGCAGUCUCUUUCAGGAACUCUGAAAGUCAAAGUAACAACACGGAAAUUCAACCCGAGGAACCACCUGUAUUCAUCCCAUUGGAUUUCAAAGAAUGGUUGACUACGUUUAUUAAUAAAGAGAAGGACGAAAAGGAUGAAAAGGAACAAGCUGUUAGAAUGCCAGAAUAUAAUGAUGGCGCAAAUUCCGAAAUGCAAUCGGUGGACGAAGAAGAUUCUCUAGAAAUCAGUGAAGAAAUCCAACAAAAGGAAGAGAGUCGAGAAGAAGAAGAAGAAGAAGAAGAAGAAGAAGAGGAGGAGGAAGAAUUACAAGACUUGAAGGAAGAUGAAGAACUUGAAACGAUAGAGGAAGAACAAAGUGUCGAGGAGCCGGAAUCCUCCACUACAAAAGAAGAAGACAUUUCUGACACCAGCUGUGUUGAAGUUCCACCGGCAGAAAUUGUGGAAGAAAAAAAGGUAAUCUCCGUACAACAAGCUAAUCCGGAGGAUAUAGAAACUUCAGAUGUUGCACCAACACAAUCUGAACCUGAAAUCAAAAGCCAAAAUCAAAAUCAAAUGCCAAAUUUCAAAUUCGACUGGGAGCAAUCAGAUUAUCUCUCACAUGUAGAAAGAAGUUUCCCAGAUAAUAUUUUUGAAUAUUCUGUUGAAUAA